AUGUCAUCUUGCAAGACUAAUGAAUGUCAAAGGCCGCCUCUUCUUGCUUUAUAUGAUAAAAUAAGCAGAUUAAAAUCAUUGGAUCGAAUUUUGAUAAAUACAGGCUCUAAUUUUAAAGCUAAAUCACCACAAAAAUCACCUGACAUUAGGGCAAUUCUUGAUCAUUCUAAACUUUCUAUUGAAAGAUCAAAAUCCUCCAAAGCAAUUGACUAAUAAUUAAAUCAUUAAAAACGAGAACAGAAAAACGACAUACGAAAAGAAGGCCAGCUUUUGCAAUUAUAUUUAAUGUGUAUGCAUAAUUCAUUAUAAAACCAGAGAUUAGUAAUUAAUUUAUAAAAGAAAGCAAAGAUAAUAGAACCGAUAAGUGUCUUCAACUUCUGGAGCCAACCUUUGUACAUUAAAUAUGUAAGAAAUCAGUUUAAUUAACUUAGUGAACUUAAAUUCAUUAAUUCCAAUUAACCCAAACUUAAAAGCAAAUAUAAAUUUUCAAGAUAUCAAGAAGAACUCUGCAUUGCAUUACGCAGUGUUGAAUGA
Paramecium tetraurelia is the source of this 534-nucleotide messenger RNA. RefSeq lists its product as uncharacterized. NCBI's taxonomy places the organism in Eukaryota, Ciliophora, Oligohymenophorea, Peniculida, Parameciidae. The transcript has a single exon. The record is from RefSeq and is a predicted model, not a curated record.